This is a messenger RNA of Staurois parvus, 611 nucleotides long. NCBI's taxonomy places the organism in Eukaryota, Metazoa, Chordata, Amphibia, Anura, Ranidae. The record is from the annotation of a GenBank genome assembly.
AUCUAUAUCCCGACCAUGAAUGAGGCUCAGAUCACCACACAGAGAUGGAACAGUCCGGAGGUCAGACAGGGGGAGAGAGAGACAAGAAUUAUCUGGAGAAUAUCUGUAUAGAUUGGCUGAAGAAAUACGUUGAUUUCGGGAGAGAAGAUCUGGAGAGGAGAGUGCGUCCAGAGGUGAAGGUGUGGGGCCGCCGUCAGUCGGAUGAUGUGACCAGACUUCAUUGCCUGGUGUACGGGUUUCACCCCCGACCUGUGGAUGUGAAGUGGAUGAGGAAUGGGGAGGACCAUGUUCCUUCAGAUGAAAUUACUCCAAUUCUCCCCCAUCCUGAUGGCACCUAUCAGAUCAGAGUCAGUGUGGAAGUGCCAACCAAGGGCGCAGAGACUUACUCCUGUCAUGUGGACCACAGCAGUCUGGAGGAUGUUCUUACUAAGAAAUACGAACCUGACAAUGGCCUCUCACUUGCUGUGAUUAUUGGCAUUGCCUGCGGUGUUGUUCUGAUCGCAGUCGCUCUCGGUGUUGGAAUCUGUUUGUACAAAAAGAAGGGACGAGGCUACAAGACCACCAAUACUUCAGAUACCAAUUCUGACUCCUCCAACAACCCGAAAGCCUGA